This is a messenger RNA of Funneliformis mosseae, 726 nucleotides long. The record is from the annotation of a GenBank genome assembly. NCBI's taxonomy places the organism in Eukaryota, Fungi, Glomeromycota, Glomeromycetes, Glomerales, Glomeraceae.
AUGGUAUAUUCUGACCCCUUUGUGCAUUUAAGUGUAACUGAUUCACAUAUUAACUAUGAUCUUCCUAAAAUGCAUGGGAAUGAGACUCCAUCAGAUUGGAAGGAUCGAAUUUGGAAUACAUUAAUGGAAUAUAGAAAAAAUCAUCUUUUAACUGAUUAUAAUAAGAGAUAUCUUAUUGCAAGAAAACAAACAUAUUUAUUAUAUCAGUGUAAUGUUUGGUUCGGAGUAAAUAUAGGAAUAUGCUAUUCUUGUAAUCAGCUCGUCUAUUCCAAAUUAGGAAGCAGAUAUGAGUAUUUCCAUGCAUACUUUAUGGAUAAGCAUUGGUGUACAAAUUGUACUGGAAAUGAAUAUUGUGAUAUGAGUUUCGAAGACUACAUGAAGCUGAAAAAUAAUCCUCCACCUUGCUAUUUCACAAAGAAAGCAAUCUGUCAAUAUAAGAUGUGGUUGGAAAAUGUAUCAAAUAGGAUUAGACGUAUCAGGCAAAAGCAUAAGGUGCAAAGUAAUGUAAACACUACACCUAGCAAGCCUCACUAUAUUUAUAACCAGCAAAAAAAUAUCUGUAUAAACAAUACUUUCUUAACUCCUUUUCUGAAAAAGCCUGUCCAAUACCAGAGUUACUAUUCCCAAAGGGAAUCUUGGAUGGAUAAGUCAUAUUCAUUGACCCCUUCUCCUUUACCACCAAAGCCUAUUGCAUUAAUGAAUAGCUUUGAGAGAUACAUUAUGUAA